AGGAGACAUCAGUUUAGUUUAAAGUUCGGAAGGAGUAGUGCGUGUGACGUGUUAGUUAUUUAUUAUUGUGGUUUACAAAAAUUGAUUCAACGUAACCGGUUUGAUUUCACAUUACAUUGACGACUUUGGGCAUUUGCGUUUUAUUGAAUUUUAUUUUAAGUAAAUCACAUUUGUUAUAAUGGCUUUGAAAUAUAUAAUAUUCGUAAUUUGCAUCGGCAUGACAUGGGCCCAGACAGAACCAUCUCUCUCAGAUGCUAUCAAUAAUUUGCCUCCUGAACUUCAAGGAAAGGUAGAUGAAAAGCAAGUUACUGAACUGAAAAACAAAUCUAUGCAAGUUUUUAAGAAAAAAUGUGAAGAAAAUGGAGGAACAGAAGCUUAUCCACAAAGCGAGAAAUCAUUUUUAAAUUUCGUCGAAUGCUUAAAAGAACUGGUCGAUCCUGCAAAGUUACAAGAUGAGAUUGAAGCGGCAAAGCCAACAGGUCAAGUAGACGAGGUCUUCAAGAAGUAUUGUGAAAAAACACCGUCUUUCAAAAGUUGCUUCCGAAACAUGACAGAGUCAGUAAAGCCUUGCUUCUCGGUUGAAGAACAAAAGAACCUUAAGACUGUCUAUAACAUUUCUGAACAAUUAGCUGAGUUUGUAUGCUUCAAGGAGGGAGAUAGAAUUGCACUUUUCAUCGCCGAAAACGGUCCAGAAUGUUUCAACGAGAAGAAGGCUGAGCUCGAAAUUUGCGCGAACAACACCCUCGGAUCGGAAUUCCACUACGACCAGAACAAGUUCCCCAUUGACAACAUUCCAGAAAUUAAAUUUGGGGAGGACGAGUGUGAUAAAUUCGCUGAACUGCAAGUCUGCGUUGUGAACGCUUUAGAGACGUGCUCGACGCCCACGUCGGCGAACAUUGUCGAGUCACUCUUCAAAUUCGUCAGAAAAUCUACACCAUGCAAGGAAUUGCCUGAAAAAGCGGACGGAAAUUCGAGCAAAAGAAAUGGCGACACUACGCUAAAUAACAAACCAAACUCGGCCAACAGUCUCACAUUCAAGUCCAUUACAAUGGGUAUGAUUGUACUCGCCCUACUUGUCUAAGUACACGCAAUCGCCUCAUACGCUAUGACGCCCUGGUACUUUAGUUUGAUUAUUUAACGUAUCGCCAAAGGUUAAUUGAAGGAUUUUGCUUAAUACAUUUUAAAUAUAUAUCUUUUUAAUGAUUAUUAAUCAUUUAAUCGCCUUAACGAUAAAUGAAAAAAUGUUUUGAAAGUAAAUAUUUAUUCUGAUAUAUUAUUUUUUAUUUAGAUAGUUGUAUCUCACAAAGAUGAACCGUUACAAAACGAAAUAUUUGGUCAGAUGUGUUUGUUACUAAUGUUUUAAAUAAAUUUAACAUAAUCCACCAAACCUCAUUGGAGCGGUGUAGAGAUAUAAGCUCCAAGCUGAAUGGAGGCCUAUGGUCAGUAGAGAUAACAUUUACAGGCCUAUAACAAAACUAUCUUGGGACUUUUAAAAAUGACUCAAUAUACAAUAUAAUAAUCUUUUUUAUGUAUUCCUGGUCUAGUUAUUUAAAUAUUUUCAUUCAAUAACGGUUCGUCUUUGAGUUUUGAGAACGAUUUUUUUUUAAAGCUGUAAUUUGGCAAAAUUCUUCAGUAUCCAUAUGAAUUGCUAGCUUAAUACGAACAAAGUAGGUAAGAAUAUUACUAUUUUUGUAGCUAUUUUCGUUUCAAUUGAAACCAAAUAUUGUAAUAGUUGUGAAGCGUACCUUUAAUUAUAUUAGAAUGCUUAAGCGUUGAAAAUUACAUAUCCGUGAUAAAAUAGUGUGUAUUGUAUUUUCAUAUGCCAGUGAUCGCCAAAUUUUUCGCUUCCAUCCGAAUUAGAUAAUGAUUGCAGAUAUAUUUUUAAUAAAAACUCUAGAGAUAAAGGGGGGUUUGGAUGGUAUUUUUUUGUAGUAUUGUAGGCUCUCUGUAUAAUGUUACUUUGAAUAUAUAAGCCCGGGUUACCAUUCCAUAAAAUUUUAUCUAUUUGGAAAAAAAAUGUUUAAGACUUAAAUCAAUGAACUUCGUUUUAUAUUUUUGAUUGUAGAUUUUGAUGCGAUUUAUAUUACUAUUAGAAUUUAUCGCUAUUAUUAUAAGCCUCUAGUAAUUAUGCAGUUUUCGUGACGUCAUACAUACAUUAUAUUUCGACUUAACUUUUAUUAGGUUGUGAAAUACUGUAGAGGAAAGUGCUCUCGAGGUUAAGUUGAAAUACGUGAAUCGAUAACACUUUUAUUGUAUUGUAAUUUUAGCGUUCAGUAGAUUUGUUGGACUAUAUACUGUAAUAGACGUAGAAAUGUUUAAGAUCAAAACCAAUAAUCAUUUAUGUUAAACAUGAUAAAUAACUUUGAAUCAUUUGUUGGUUAGAGCUGGCCUAUUAGACAAAUAUGCUUUAAUUUUAUAUUUUUGUAUUGUUUUGUAUUUACAUUUUAAUGAAUUAUAUUUGAUCUACAUUCCAAGAAACAUUUUAACAUGACAUUUAUUUACAUAUAUUUUUUAAUUCGAAACAGAGAAUAUAUAGUGGCAUCAACAUGGCGGAAAUGUGUAAGAUGAUCGGUAUAUUACUGCAAUCAUAAUUUCAAAGUCGAUUUAUAAAAUAUCCUGUACAAUUACGUUUUAGUUGUCUGUAUGGCACAUCUGUAUUCUCUGUUCUGUGGUAAAGUAGUGCGAGGAAAGUGAGUGUAGUUAUUAGAGCUAUGUUGUGAUGAAUAUUGUAUGUUGCUUCAUUAAAAUGGUGGUUUAAUGUUA
This is a messenger RNA of Vanessa tameamea, 2763 nucleotides long. RefSeq names its product 27 kDa hemolymph protein-like. Bases 179 to 1081 code for a protein of 300 amino acids. The transcript is spliced from 8 exons. Lineage: Eukaryota; Metazoa; Arthropoda; Insecta; Lepidoptera; Nymphalidae. The record is from RefSeq and is a predicted model, not a curated record.